This is a messenger RNA of Megalops cyprinoides (Indo-Pacific tarpon), 2600 nucleotides long. RefSeq names its product ATP-binding cassette sub-family D member 2-like. Gene Ontology annotation, molecular function: ATP binding; ATP hydrolysis activity; long-chain fatty acid transmembrane transporter activity. Gene Ontology annotation, biological process: long-chain fatty acid import into peroxisome; fatty acid beta-oxidation; very long-chain fatty acid catabolic process. Bases 455 to 2467 code for a protein of 670 amino acids. Lineage: Eukaryota; Metazoa; Chordata; Actinopteri; Elopiformes; Megalopidae. The record is from RefSeq and is a predicted model, not a curated record. Gene Ontology annotation, cellular component: peroxisomal membrane. The transcript has 9 exons.
CUCAUGCAUCUGACUCCACAGUUACUAUGCGUUGCACGUAUCAAACUGCAAAAAGCGGGCAGAUGACGGUGUGGUAAUGUCGAAUCCCUGAUCAGACAGCUCCGUAUUGUACCGGUAUAACAUACCCGCUCAUGCACGGAGCACAGGGCACAGAAACGCCACCAUUUCUCCACACCCUCAGUGUGUUUGGAUUCGUCCCUCAUUCAACCAAUCCUCUCCAUCCGGAGGAGUUCCCGAUUAGAAACACCGCUCUGCAAACCUACCGACGGAAACAUUCCCCAGCAAGCGGUCCAAUCUCCCGCGGUACGCCGGGCUUCAUUUUCUGCCUGCACCCGACUGUCAUCGUCUCGCCUUUACACCGAAGGUUCUGAUUUUCUAGGCACGAACAUGACACGGACCAUCAACGGACACAAAUAGCCAUCAAGCUGUCGCUGUCAUCGCCCUGUGUGGAAAGAUGUCCAGUAUAAUACAUGCAGCGUCAACCGUCAAAUGGAAUCACCAAACUGCGGCGAAGCGGGCAGCGUGUCUUGUGGCCGCUGCCUAUGGGGUGAAAACGCUGUAUCCCAUCAUCUGUCGACAGGUGAAAAAGCGCAAAGGCUGCAGGAAGACCCCAUCCGCUGCGGGAGCGGAGGAAAACGGGGUAAUACGGCGGCCAGCAGCCCAGGCGGCACCGGGCAAAACGUCCCCCGCGGUAAACGCAGAAUUUUUCAAUCAGAUUUUAGAACUCGCAAAAAUACUUUUCCCAAAGCUCAUAACCAAAGAGCUUGGACUGCUGUGUCUUCAUUCGGUCGCGUUGAUUUCCAGGACAUUUCUGUCUAUUUAUGUGGCAGGGCUGGACGGCAAGAUUGUAAAGACCAUCGUGGAGAAGCAACCGCGGAGCUUCGUCUUCAAGCUGAUGAAAUGGCUCCUGAUCGCCAUCCCGGCCACUUUCGUCAACAGCGCGAUCCGCUUUCUGGAGUGCAAGCUCGCGCUGGCCUUCCGCACGCGCCUGGUGGACCACGCGUACCGAACCUAUUUCACGGACCAGACUUACUAUAAGGUCAGCAAUAUGGACGGGCGGCUGGCGAACCCGGACCAGUCCCUCACCGAGGACAUAAUGAUGUUCUCGCAGUCCGUGGCCCAUUUGUACUCGAACCUCACUAAACCCAUCCUUGACGUGAUGCUGACCUCCUACACGCUGAUACAGACGGCGAGGUCCCGGGGCGCUAACGCCAGCGGACCGACCCUGCUGGCGGGGCUGGUGGUUUUCGCCACCGCCAAAGUCCUGCGGGCUUGCUCUCCGAAAUUCGGGAAACUGGUGGCGGAGGAGGCGCAUAGGAAAGGAUACCUGCGUUACGUGCAUUCACGGAUCAUUGCCAAUGCCGAAGAGAUAGCAUUUUACAGGGGCCACAAGGUGGAGAUGCGGCGGCUACAGAAGUGCUACGGUGCGCUGGCGGAGCAGAUGCGCCUCAUCCUGUCCAAGCGCCUGUGGUACGUCAUGCUCGAGCAGUUCCUCAUGAAGUACGUGUGGAGCGGGAGUGGCCUCGUCAUGGUGGCCGUGCCGAUCAUCACCGCCACUGGCUUCGCUGACAAUGAGCUGGCGGACGGACAGACGCAGGUGCUGGUGAGCGAGAGGACGGAGGCCUUCACCACAGCUCGAAACCUGCUGGCCUCCGGGGCCGACGCCAUCGAGAGGAUCAUGUCCUCCUACAAAGAGGUCACUGAGCUGGCGGGGUACACAGCGCGGGUGCACAACAUGCUCCGGGUCUUUGACGAAGUGCAGAGAGGGGUGUACAAGCGCUCAACGGUAUCCCAGAAUCCCGCUGAAGAGAAUAAGGGCGGGGCCAGGCCCGAGAUGCACAUCGACGGGCCGCUGGAGAUCAGAGGGAAGGUCAUUGAUGUGGAGAAGGGCAUAGUGUGUGAGCAGGUGCCCAUAAUAACUCCAAAUGGGGAUGUUGUCGUGUCCGGCCUGAAUUUUAAGGUGGAGGAGGGGGUGCACCUCUUGAUCACUGGCCCUAACGGCUGUGGGAAAAGCUCCCUGUUCCGCAUCCUCAGCGGCCUGUGGCCUGUGUACGGGGGCCAGCUGCUCAAACCCCCCCCACAGCAUAUGUUCUACAUCCCACAGAGGCCCUACAUGUCCAUCGGGACGCUGAGAGACCAGGUGAUCUACCCCGACUCGGAGGAGGACAUGAGGCAGAAGGGCUACAGCGACCGCCACCUGGAGCACAUCCUCAGCAUCGUCAGCCUCAACCACAUCGUAACCCGAGAAGGAGGCUGGGAUGCAGAGACUGACUGGAAGGAUGUUCUGUCGGGGGGGGAGAAGCAGAGGAUGGGGAUGGCUCGUAUGUUUUACCACAGGCCAAAGUAUGCUCUCCUGGACGAGUGCACGAGCGCUGUGAGCAUCGACGUGGAGGGGAAGAUAUUCCAAGCUGCAAAGGAUGCUGGGAUUUCUCUGCUGUCAAUAACCCAUAGGCCUUCUCUGUGGUGAGUGAAGGGGUGCUGCUGAUGACCCUGUAACACUGCACACAAACAAUCCAAUCACAGCUAAGAGUAUCCCAAUACUGCACACAAACAAUCCAAUCACAGCCAAGAGUAUUCAAAUACUGCACACAAACAAUCCA